AUGCAGUUCACACUCCUGACCUUUGUCACUCUCUUCGCCGCUGCUCUUGCGGCACCUCUCAAGGGAGAGGACGACUCCGUUGCCAAGCGCCAAGGUGGCGGCCAGCCCACCACCUCGCAGGCGGCCAUGACCGCCCAGGACGGAAGCGUUGUUGCCUUCAACACAGCUAAUGUCUACCUCGACUCUGUCGCCAAGGGCCUGUAA
This is a messenger RNA of Diaporthe batatas, 204 nucleotides long. RefSeq lists its product as uncharacterized. The coding region runs from base 1 to 204 and encodes 67 amino acids. The record is from RefSeq and is a predicted model, not a curated record. Lineage: Eukaryota; Fungi; Ascomycota; Sordariomycetes; Diaporthales; Diaporthaceae. The transcript has 2 exons.